This is a messenger RNA of Miscanthus lutarioriparius, 303 nucleotides long. The record is from the annotation of a GenBank genome assembly. NCBI's taxonomy places the organism in Eukaryota, Viridiplantae, Streptophyta, Magnoliopsida, Poales, Poaceae.
AUGGCGCCGCCAGCGCUGGCUUGCCUCCCUCCCUCUCAAUCUACUCCUCAUGAAGAAGAUCUCCAUAAGGGCAUAUUCUUUGAGGUAAAGAUGUUUGAAACAGCUCUUGCUGUACUUAAAAAGGAAAAGAUCAUUGUUGAUCGAGAUGACCCAGGAGCAGUUUCUUGUUAUGCCCAAGUCAUGAAGACUAUAUCAGCUCGCUGGAUUGCAGAUAUGUAUCAAGCUAUCUAUCUAGAAGUGUAUGAACACAUGCUCCUUCAUCCUGGAUUACUGCAGAAUGGUAUGAAACCAGCAAAUCUAUGA